This is a messenger RNA of Drosophila serrata, 2792 nucleotides long. Its product is annotated as cilia- and flagella-associated protein 58. The record is from RefSeq and is a predicted model, not a curated record. Lineage: Eukaryota; Metazoa; Arthropoda; Insecta; Diptera; Drosophilidae. Gene Ontology annotation, cellular component: cytoskeleton.
AAAAGGUGUAAAAGAACUUGCAGCUUGAACUUGAAAGGAUGUCGAAGGCUUCGGGCUCGGAAGAUGAGCCGUUGGUGCCGGAUGAUUUCGAUGAUGAUUUCUAUAAGGAACUGUGCGAAAAGAUACCCGAGGCUACGAAAGCCUUGCGGCAAAAGGAUACUCCCAAUAAUGCCGACAAUGUUCAGCGGUUGCUCAUUUGUGGCUCUCGCUACAAGAGCGAUCUGCGCCUGGAGAAGGAGCGCAGCCAGGAGCUGCGUAAAGAGAUUGAAGGACUCGAGGCUCGACUGGAGACGGCGGCGCGAGUGAGCAAAAUGGACAUGGCCACCAUUGAAGAGCUGAGGGGGGUCAUAGAGGGCGCUUGGAAGCAGAAGGAUGCUGCCCAGAUCCGUGAGCAAUCUGCCCAGGACGAGGUGUUGAGCUUGCGGGAGAAACUGGACGAAUCGGAGCAGAUGGUGGCCCAUCUCAAUGAGAAGCGUCUGGCCAUGAGCAAGCGGGACGAUGGCAAGGAGCGGGAACGCCUCACCGCCGAAAUAAACGACCUGAACAAGCGCCUGAACCUGCAGCGAACCUAUGCCUCAGAACUGGACAGUACCAUUGAAGGAUUGGAGGCCAAGAACAAGGAGCUGCUCAAGCUGCUGGAUGAAACCUCCAGCGAUGCCAUCAAUUUGAAACGCAAGGUCGACGCCCUGACCAAGGAGCUGUCGACGAUGAAGAGCGAAGAGUCGCGCUACCAGGAACAAAUAUCCCAAAUGAAAUCGGCCAACGAGAUGCUCACCAAGGUUAAAGUGCGUCAGAACUUGCAGAUUCUGUCCUUGAAAACGAAUCUCGAGCACCUGAACACCCAGCACAAUGCCACCAACAACAAGCUGGCCAAGAUCACCGUCGAUCUGGAGUAUACGGUGCAGGAAAGGGAUAAAAAUAAGAGAGCCCUCAACCAACGCAUCAACCUACUCAAAGUGCGAGAGGACGAGCUUAUCAAAGUUCGUCAGGAUAAUGGCAAGCUGGCGAAGUCCCAAGAGACCAUAGCCCGCAAGUAUGCGGGCUUGGACGAAGCUAAAAGGGAGGUUGAACAGGAGAACAUAAGACUCAAGACUCAACUGGGUACCCAGGACAAGGAGCUGGAGUCCAUGCGUCGCGUGGUCCAUCACUUUGAAAGGAACAACGAGAAUCUUACCAAGGAGCGCGACACACUGAAGCGGGAAGUUCAGGCAGAGCAUCAGCACGUGGAGCAGACCACUGCCCUGCAUCAGGAGGCGCAGCACGAGGUGCGGGCCCUCAAAGACACCAUAAGCACCAUGGACAUUAAAUUGAAGAAACUCAACGAAGACGCCUGCAAGCUAAAGAAGGAGAAGACUAAGAAGCUGGACGAAAUCCAGCACUGGAUUGACAAGCUGGAUGCAAUGCAGAACGAAAUCCACCUGAAGGAAAACUACGAGAUAGAACUAAAGCGUACAAUCAGUGACUUGGAGGCCAAGUGCUCCAAGUUCCAGCAGCAGUACGAUGUUCUUGUCGCCGAGAGGCAGACUCUGCAGCGGAAUGUCCAAGUAGCCGACGAGGAUCGCCAGAAGCUGCGGGAUCAGCUGGUCAAUCUCCAAGCUCUCGUCGAGAAGCUUAAAGCAAAGAUUAGCUACCGCGACGCAGAGCUGUCCAAGCUCCAACUUCAGAUCGAUCGCAUGGAGAAGGAGCGACGCCUGCUGCGCAACGACAUCCGGCACGCCCAGCUAGGCCAGCAGCACACUAAGGCCGAGCUGCUGGACAAGCGUAAGGAGAACGAUAGGCAUGCCAAGUCGUUGCAGGAGGACGAGCAGAAGCUGGCGCGCCUGCGCAAGGAUGCGGACAAUCUGAUCAACGAAAAGAAUGCCAUCAGUGCGGCACUGACGAAGCGGAACGAGGAGUACGAGCGACUGAAACACAGCCAGGAAAACCUGCAGACGGUGUACGAUCAGACCCAGAGACAGUACACCCAGUGCCAGGAUGACAUGCGUCUCAUGGGCAUCGAGAUCAAGAAUUUGCGCACCGAAAGGGAUGUCCUGCGGGCGGACAGGGAGAGUGCGGCGGAUCUGCGCCAGGAAUUACUCCAAAUGCAUCGCAUGCUUAACCAGGAGCGGAUUAAGGCUCGUGCCCUGCAGGACGAAAUGGUCACCCCAAUGAACGUGCACCGCUGGCGUUUGUUGAGCGGCAAGGAUCCCGAAAAGAUGGACCUCCUCAGCCGGAUCAGCAUUCUACGCAGACAAUUGCUGCAGCAGAACGUCGCCGCCACGGAGCAGGAGCGGGCCCUCAACGAGGCCCAGCAGCUAUACGCGGCUCUCAAGGAAUUCAUGCUAAAGCUGCCCAGUCACAAGGUGCAGGCAGAGCUAAACAGCGUCAAGGCCACCUUAUCCGCUAAGGAUCGAAAACUGAAGGUGCUCAAGGCGGAGCUCUUUGCCAGGGAGGCUGACGAGAAGUCCAAGAAGGAGAAGCUCGAGGAGAUGCGCAUCAGUCUGGCCAUUACCAAGAGCCACCUACUGGAGGAGAAGAAGCACAAGCAGAAGCUCUUGGAGGAGCGGCAAUUGCUGGAACAGAUGCACUGCUACUCUGCCCCUGCCCAAAUCCCCAGGACCCUGGGCGCCGGCUUCAAGAUGGUCAGCAACUUGCUUUAGCAGGAUGGGGUGUUACGUUCCACUACUUAAUACGGAAGAUUCUUCGGAUCGAGUAUUUCUUCGAAUGUUUUUUUUAUAACCUUUCAAGAUAUGAUUUUAGUCAGAAGAUUGUAAUACACUAAAGAAUUCGUUUCCAACCCAAUAAAUCAUAUA